Molecule: messenger RNA, 2014 nt
Organism: Contarinia nasturtii (swede midge)
Lineage: Eukaryota; Metazoa; Arthropoda; Insecta; Diptera; Cecidomyiidae
Product: facilitated trehalose transporter Tret1-like
Exons: 5
Coding region: 423-1952 (509 amino acids)
Biological process (GO): transmembrane transport
Cellular component (GO): membrane
Molecular function (GO): transmembrane transporter activity
Source: RefSeq, a predicted model, not a curated record
AAUGGAAAUGUCAAUAUACAGUAAUACAAUAAUACCAUAUAUAAUACACUUUGUAGAAGCAGUUUUUGAAAGUUGAUUGUUUCCUAGAUACGGAAGUGUUUAAAUAUUUAAAAUAAAUGUUAUCAAUAUGACAUAUUCGACCAGCAUAAAAAUAUUUAAGUACAAUCACAGUGAUAAUCGCAUUCUAUUCAACAAUGUAAUCUGUCGGUAUUCACACAAAUAUACAAAAUAUACUUCAUAUUAAACGAAGGCUGUCUAUUGAACUGAGUGCGUUAUCUUGAACAAAUUGAAUUUAAUAAGAUGACAUUAUAUCAUUCAACUAUCGUCAGAUAAAAGAAACUGUGAACUGUGAGCUGUGAGAACCAAAAUAUAUCUCUAUAUAUUUAUAUUUAUCGAGUGAUAAGAGAAGAAGACGCUUCGAAAUGGCUGACAAUCAUAAAAAUACCGAAGAUGAUGAAAAAACUACAGACGCUACAUAUAGUGGACUAUUAGAAAAAUGUGAUAAUACAGUUGAACAAACGAAUCAAAAGUCAACCAAAACAGGCCUUUAUCGUCAAAUUCUUUUGACAACCAUUGUGACACCGGUUAUGAUAAGUUUAGCCCACAGCCUGGCAUUUCCUGCUUUAAUUAUUCCAGAAUUACGAAAAGAAAAUGGUACAAUUUCAAUGACCGAAGAUGAAGAACCCUGGUUCACAAGCACAUUCAGUGUGGCAUCGCCGAUUGGAUCACUAAUUAGUGGUUUUAUGAUGGAUCGAUACGGUCGAAAGAUUACAUUGGCAACACCACUAAUACCUCUGAUAUUAAGUUGGAUUGUCCUGGCAUCUGCCCAAACUAAAUUUGUUCUAUUUCUGAGUCGAAUAGUUUUGGGUGUUUGUGGAGGGUUUGGCCCGCCAAUUUGUCAGAUUUAUUUGGCCGAAACUGCUGAUGCUGAAUUUCGUGGUGUAACAAUUAAUCUGGGAUAUGUAACAUUAUCCACAGGGUUCCUUUUGACUUUUGCACUGGGUGCUGCAAUGAGUUGGCGCCAUCUAGCAUGGUGUGGAAUUAUAUUUCCGAUUAUAACAUUGGCUGGUAUUGCCCUUAUACCAGAGUCUCCAAUUUUUUUAAUUCGAAGCGGAAACAUUGAACGAGCAUACAAGAGUUUUCUUUGGCUUCGUGGUGAUAAAAACAUUGCUCGAAACGAACUGAACAAACAUUUAUCUCAAAUAAAUCAAGAAAAUGAAGCCAAUCAAGCAGCACAAAACAACAAUUCGUGGCGAGAUUUUUUUCAGCCAUCUGUUUUAAAACCCAUUGUAAUCAUUUUCGCAUUCAUUUUGUUCUUCAAUUUAUCGGGAACUUAUUUGUUGAUAUACUAUGCAAUUGAUAUUCUGGACCAAGUUCAUUUAAAAAUCAGUUCACAUAAUGCGAGUGUUAUUAUAUCACUUGUUAGAUUAAUAGUUACCAUUGUUUUUUGUUGGUUGUUUACAAAAAUCAAAAGACGACCUAUAUAUCUGAUCGCGGGCAUUGGCUCCACCUGUAGCACGCUUAUCUUGGCUGCAUACUUACAUUUUGAAGGUCAAUUUGCAAGCGAAACAUUGAAAUUACUUGUUGCUGGAUCCUUACUCCUACUUUACGUUUCGACAAAUACUGCUUUCAUGAUUACGCCAGGUUUCUUAACCGGUGAAUUAUUGCCCGCGAAAAUUAGAGGCCGCUUAGCUGGUUAUAUCUACACGUAUUUUAGUGUAGUGACUUUUAUAUUGAAUAAAUUUUUUCCAAAUCUUAAUAGUCUUCUCGGUUUAACUGGUGUAAUAUUUGUAUUUGGAUUGGCAAGUUUGGCAACUACAUGUUUGGUAUAUUUUAUGGUACCAGAAACAAAAGGAAAAACACUGCUUGAAAUUGAACGAUAUUUUCAAGAACAUGGAUGGAUUUAUAAAUCAAGUCAAUCACCUUCGGGUUCAAUUCAAAUGAAUCAAUAAUGCCAAAUAUUAGACGAAAUUAUUUAAAAUGUAAUUUUUUAUGCUGAAAACAAUCUUUUUUA